CCCAACACCCCAGAAGCAGAGCGUGACAUUCUCGUGUUUUUCUUCCCUAUGUACGUUCUACCACAUAUGGAGGCUGCCUCGUCCACGGUCGUUCGUGUCCAUGAGCUGUAUCUUUGGACAAAUUAAUUAAGCAGUGGAAAAAUUAAACUGCAUAUUUGAGUGAAAUGUAACGGAAGCCUGGGAGGGACAAGAGUGGAGGGAACAGGCUAGAAAGCAAAAGGAGAAGCACACUUUUUCUGGUUUCCUCCGCACACCACGCUCUGCUCCUUUCACAUGCCUCCUUCACCUAAUAACACUCCCGACUCCUCUUAUUGCUGCGCUUUUCCUCUUAAAAUUCAAAGAAGUGGGGUUUCUUCAAUAAUUGAGACAAAAGUGCCUUCAAGAAUCUCCUGAAUAUACGUAUUCUUCUUGUGCUUAUUGGAGAUGGCCAUAUUCACUCCAAGUUUAACAGUUGUAUAUUUAGAGCUUUUCGUGCCAAAUCUAAUGGCUUAAUCAUCAGGUGAUGGCCCAUUACAAGUGGCGGUGGAAUUGAAGAAAUGAAAGAAAAUGCAAGGGAAAAAAUAAAAAGACCCCUCUCCCGCUCCGCAUCCGCUAUAUAUACAUCCACGCUGGGUGGCAUACAUGCCCACAAACAUACAGCAAUGGACAUGACCACCGUGGGCGCCGCCGCCGCCGCCGCCACCGUGGACUGCCACAAACAAGUGCGCUCGUGGAGGCUGCUCCAUUCCCUGCUCCAACUCCUAAUCCCCACCUGCAACUGCACCUUCCUAGAAGACGACAACGACGACGAUCUCAUCAAGCCCCGCACUCUCCCGGCCUCCACCAUCACCGGCACUAUAUUUGGAUAUCGCAGAGGCAAAGUCAAAUUCUGCAUUCAGCUCAACCCUCAGUCCACCAAUCCAGUUCUGCUCCUUGAAUUACCGGUCGCCACCAACACUUUAGCCAAAGAAAUGAGAGGAGGAACGCUGAGAAUGGCUCUAGAGACCGCCACACCUGGCUCUUACUGCAACCUUUUGUCGACUCCUUUGUGGCGUGUCCACUGCAACGGGAAGAAGAUGGGUUACGCUGUCAAACGGGCGCCUUCAAAUAGCGAUUUAGAAGCUUUCAAUGUGAUGCGUUCCGUUGUCGUGGGCGCUGGUACUAUCAAACAGAAUGAGCUCAUGUUCCUCAGAGCCAAGUUUCGACGAGUUCGAGGUUCCUCUAACUCUGAGUCCUUCCACUUGAUUGAUCCCGAAGGAAGCGCUGGCCAAGAGCUCAGUGUCUUCUUUUUUCGCUCUAGGACAUCAUGGUUGCUCUUUUUUGGCAUUUGAGGAAUUGAUCACAACUUCAAUAACAAUAUUUACUGCUGCUUCGGCUACCCCCACAUCUGUUUCAUGUCACAAUAACUUCAAUUUGUCAAUUGUACCCCCGGCCGAC
Messenger RNA from Prosopis cineraria, 1416 nucleotides. Its product is annotated as protein MIZU-KUSSEI 1-like. Bases 537 to 1310 code for a protein of 257 amino acids. The transcript is spliced from 3 exons. NCBI's taxonomy places the organism in Eukaryota, Viridiplantae, Streptophyta, Magnoliopsida, Fabales, Fabaceae. The record is from RefSeq and is a predicted model, not a curated record. Gene Ontology annotation, biological process: hydrotropism.